CGCACGCGUCUCUUCAUACAAACAGAGCUCACUCUGAGAUGCCGGCAGUUGCGCGGGAAACGUAGCGGCAGAUGGUCGAGUGGACGGCGCUCCGAUAUAGCACCCCACGAUAAUUUGCUGUCUCGAAAUUAUUUACGAUAUUUAACAUAAAUAAUUUUUAUUACAUGUGAACUGUGAACACAGUGAUGAUUAGAUUUAUGUGGUAAACACAUCGGUCCGACAUUAUGUUCGAUUGAAUGAUAUUUCGACGCAAUAAUCGGGAAAAAACAAGUCUGUCCAAAUGAAGAUGACAGUGAACCGUAUAAGGGUGGUGGUGCUUGGGAGUCCACGCAGUGGUAAAUCUGCUGUGGUGGUGCGUUACCUAACGAAGCGAUACAUCGGCGAGUACAGUUCGACAGGCGAUUUUCUUUAUCAACAUCGAGUGGCUUUCGACGGCGCCGUAUCCGAAGUAGAAAUACUGGACACUUCUAAUUGCGCGAUUCGCGGUUGUCUGGCUGAGCACGUACGAUGGGGAGAUGCAUUUGCGGUUGUAUACUCGGUCUGCGAGAGGCGAUCGUUCCUCGCGGCGGCUGAAUUGCUCUCGCUGCUCGAAAGAACGAGGCUCCCGGGCUGCGCGGCCGUCACCCUCUUGGGGAAUAAACGUGACCUCGAACACGCCAGGGAGGUCCAUGCAGAGGAGGGUCAGGAGUUAUCUCUUCGCUUCGGGUGCCAGUUCUAUGAGGUCUCCGCUGCGGAGUCGUGCGCGGGCGCAGCGCUCGCAUUUCAUGCGCUUCUGCGUGAGGCGCGCGCUCUCGCGCUUCUGCUACCAGCACCUCGGCGGAAGCUCGCCGCCUAUUCCGUUUCGAAGGUUAUCGGCACGAUAUUCGGGAAGAAUAGCAAGAGUGUGAGAAAGAAAAGGCCAUCACUAAGCAUUUAAACUAAGUUUAUUUAUUUAUAUUUUUGAGCCCACAGACUGUCCUUGUUAUUAGAAUUAUUGUUAAAAUUAGUAAUACAUGACAAUGUAUUGUACUAUGUAAUUGCUCGGUGCCUAUCUAAAAACUAUAUUAAUGUACAUAUAUUAAUUAAUUUCUUUAUGAGUAUUGAAUUGGCGAUUGAAUUCGCAGCCAUAUUGAUGUAUCUGUAAAUAAACCCAGUGUUUAUUGUAAAUAUUAAUGUUAUUGUGUUAUCAUACACCUCGCACUAGAGCUAAAAUGGUAAAAUGUAAAUAUAAAAUGAAUUUUAUAAUAUUUGAAAAUAGGUAUUAUGUUGUACGAUAUUACUUAUUAUAAGAACAAUAAAAAUACAUAAGUAUUAGA
Galleria mellonella (greater wax moth) is the source of this 1295-nucleotide messenger RNA. RefSeq names its product ras-related and estrogen-regulated growth inhibitor-like protein. Lineage: Eukaryota; Metazoa; Arthropoda; Insecta; Lepidoptera; Pyralidae. Gene Ontology annotation, molecular function: GTPase activity; GTP binding. The transcript is spliced from 6 exons. Bases 281 to 916 code for a protein of 211 amino acids. The record is from RefSeq and is a predicted model, not a curated record.